This is a messenger RNA of Papaver somniferum (opium poppy), 3155 nucleotides long. Its product is annotated as protein STICHEL-like 2. Gene Ontology annotation, cellular component: nucleus; DNA polymerase III complex; DNA replication factor C complex. The record is from RefSeq and is a predicted model, not a curated record. The coding region runs from base 260 to 2965 and encodes 901 amino acids. Gene Ontology annotation, molecular function: DNA-directed DNA polymerase activity; DNA binding; DNA clamp loader activity. The transcript is spliced from 6 exons. Gene Ontology annotation, biological process: DNA repair; DNA-templated DNA replication. Lineage: Eukaryota; Viridiplantae; Streptophyta; Magnoliopsida; Ranunculales; Papaveraceae.
AUCUGGCUUGAUUCCAGCUCUCCAAAGAAGGCCGGCUAGACCCCAUCACUUGCAGAAGUAAGCGGAUUAUGGGACCAGAGUUGCUUUGAUCUAUAACCAUCAGCAUUUUAUAAUUAUACUUUUAGUGGCCGGUCGAAAAACCCAGACGGCCAGACCCACACUCUCAAAGAUAUAAGAACUACUUGUACCAGAUUACAAUGGAAUAGUCAAAGUUUCUGUUGAUUCUGAACUUAUCACUAGUAAUACUAUUUCUGCUUCAAUGGACAGUGAUGAGAAAUUUGAAACAGGGGAAUCAAGUAAUAAACAAGUGAUGAAAAACCAAGAAAGAUCUUCUAGUUCUUUAGCAGAUUGUUCUAAGUAUCCCAUUAGAGAGAAUCCAACCAAAGGUACAUAUCGGCGAUCAUCCUCUAUGUCCUUGCCAAAAGAAUUUGCUGAUGCUGCAAUGGAAUUGGCAAUUAAAAGAGCUCUAAGUUAUGAAAGAGAAGAUGAGAAAAGUAUAUCCAUACUGAAGCCUGCUUCUGUGCAGAGUCGUCCAGGUAGCCCUUGGCAAUUUCUCAAGAUCCGCAAGGGAAUGCGCCGAAGAAAAUUCAUCAAUUCAGGCCGGAGAAAAGCCUCAACCGACAAUGGUUUAAAUGAGAUAACAACUUUGAAAGGCAAAAAUCUGCAAGAUCAAAAUUCGUCAUCUGAUGAGGAUUCCAGAGAUGAGCCGGAGCCAGUGACUCCUGACAUAAGAACUGACUUCAGUGCUUCUGCUUUCUCCAGCUGCGAACAUAAUACCCAGGGGAUCGCGAAAAAUAAAGAAAGUAAGUGCUUUUCGAGUAAAGGUCUGAGUAAAAAGUAUCAGCCUAAACUUUUUGAAGAUGUUAUCGGGCAUGAGAUCAUUGUUAAGGCUCUCUCUAGUGCUGUGCGGACGGAGAAUAUUACGCCUCUGUAUCUGUUGCAUGGACCGAGUGGCACUGGAAAGACAUCAGUUGCAAGAAUAUUUGCCAUGGCUUUGAAUUGUGAAUCUACUUCAUGUACCAAACCUUGUUGGAGUUGCAUAUGUUGUUCCAGAAGUCUUUAUAUCAUGGAUUUAUGCACUGGAAGUAGAACAGCUGGUUUCCAAAGAAUCAGAACACUUCUUCAAAGCACCACAUUCAUUAAAACAGUCUCCGGUUUUAAGGUUUUCAUCAUUGAAGAAUGUCACACACUACUGGUGGAUGCAUGGGAAGAAAUUUUAGAUGUAGCAGAGACAGGAGAUAGCACAAACAUUGUGUUCAUCAUGAUCACUGAUAAUGUGAGUACAAUGCCGAAGGCUAUAUUAUCAAGAUGUCAAAAAUUCUGCUUCUCAAACCUGAAAGACAUGGAUAUUAACUUGAAGCUAGCAAGAAUAGUGGCACGGGAGAAGAUAGGAAUUGAAAGGGAUGCGAUGAGAUUAGUCAUUUGUAAGGCACAAGGGUCCAUGAGAGAAGCAGAGAACAUAUUGGAUCAGUUGAUCCUGCUGGGAUCCAAAAUUACAACUUCCAUGGUUCAACAAAUUGUAGGUUUGGUGCCACAUAAUAAGCUUCUAGACCUACUCAAGGCGGCAAUUUCGUCGGAUACCAUCAAGGCUGCACGAUCCACAAGGGAGUUGAUAGUGUCAGGUGUUCAACCACAAACCCUCAUUUCGCAAUUGUCAUCUCUUAUCACUGUAAUCCUCUCAGGUGCUUCUGAAGCUGCUACAUCAUCAUCGGCUACUUCUUUAAAAGAUAAGAGACUUUUGAGAAAUGGAUCACAACUCACUAAUAAUCAGUCUCGGAGAUUAUCCCAUGCUCUGAAGAUAUUAGUUGAAACAGAAAAGCAAUUGAGCUUGUCGAAUGACCAAACUACAUGGGUUUUAGAAGCUCUAUUACAAAUUGCAUCAGAACAAGCUCCCAACAGAAUUUCCACUGACAUUGUUUCGACAAGAGAACCUUCAGAUGGCAAGUAUGCCACUGCAAACAAAGAGCACACAAAAAUUACCAUAAAUAACCAACAAACAAGCACAGAAAGCCUCCUCUAUGAGACUGAGAAAUGCUCUAGUACAAUAAUACGUAGAGAGGCGGAUUUCAUGCAGUUGGGCAAUAUGGAAGAUGUAUGGCAAAGCAUGUUAUGGAAAGUACAAAAUGGAUAUGUGAAAAAACUCUUAUGUCAGCAAGUGAAGCUAGCAUCAUUGACCAUAUGUAGUGGCAACGCCAUUGUGCACUUGAUUUUUGAGAAAGCGGAAGAUAAGCUGGCAGCUCAGAUGUCAGAGGGGACCAUUUCGGAAGCUCUGAGAAAUGCUUUUGGCCGCCCUGUUACAGUGAACAUGAGCUUAGAACCAACCCAGCUGAAAAUCAUCCAGGAACCCGGUGCCUCAACUGAUAAAUCUCAGGUCGAUUGUGGACAUGCUAGGCAAUGGCAAGGAUCACCACAUCUCCCAACUUCUGAUUCACCAGGCAGUCCAAAUGUUCGAUCAGUUGUAAUGGGUCGCAGCAAAAGUCAGAAGUCAUCGUGUAUGUUGGAAAACAACUUGAGGCCCACAAAGUUGCCACUUAUCAUAGAGACGUCUCAAAGCAGAGAAACCAAUUCGCCUGGAGAACAAGAAGCAAGAAUAGCUCGCCCUCAACAAGUCCUACCCUUUUCAGGAAUUUUGACACCGCGAGGAGGGCAUGCCUCUAUGGAUCAUGGAACUGACCAAUGGGUGAGAGAGGGGAGCCCAAGAGUUGCAACCGAUUUCAUGAAAGCUACUAAAUCAAAGUUGUCACUUGCCUCGGUUCAGAAUGGCGACGCAAGUGUUGAGCAAUACAGCCAGGAUUUAUUGUUUGAGAAUGCGAACAUGGGUACAGAAAAGAUGGAAAGAAGAAACUCAAAGAUGUAUAAAGAUCAGCAAUUGCAACAAAAAGGACCAACCAAAGUGUUCAGUCGCUCUUGGAGUUGCAAUGAGAUAUUCUGCCGGGAGACAAAGGUCAGAAGCUCUACAGCAUGAACCUAAUCUGACGUACAAGUGGGACAAUUAUCUCCUAGCUAGGAACUAAUUUUAUCACACUUAUAUGUACUUGAAAAGUUUGCGCGCGUGUGUGUGAUAGAGUUUUAUGUAUAUGUACCGGUCUAAAGUACUGUAUUUCCCUUGUUCUGCAGAGAUUCGAUUCAGGAAAGAAGUGGUAAUAAUUUCUCAA